Messenger RNA from Nerophis ophidion (straightnose pipefish), 1344 nucleotides. It is a transcript of the gene rxfp3.3a1, whose product is annotated as relaxin family peptide receptor 3.3a1. Gene Ontology annotation, cellular component: membrane. NCBI's taxonomy places the organism in Eukaryota, Metazoa, Chordata, Actinopteri, Syngnathiformes, Syngnathidae. The transcript has a single exon. Gene Ontology annotation, molecular function: G protein-coupled receptor activity. Gene Ontology annotation, biological process: immune response; G protein-coupled receptor signaling pathway. Bases 92 to 1087 code for a protein of 331 amino acids. The record is from RefSeq and is a predicted model, not a curated record.
GCUCCUCAGGAAGGGGGGGGGGGCCGUGUAAAGAUGCUGCGGAGUUGAGCUCCAUCAUCCAUCACACUUCUUCUGAGUUGGAAGCGGAAAGAUGGCUGAAGACAACCAAAGUCAAGUUUCCAACCGGACCGCGUCGGACCUUUUCAGGCAGCUGGAGGACGUGGACGUGUCGGCGGACGGGAGCCCGCUCCUCCGCGUCCUCAUCUGCUGCGUGUACUCCGCGGUGUGCGCCGCGGGUCUGCUGGGCAACCUGCUGGUUUUCCUGCUGCUGGGCGCCCGGCGGCAGCGCAGGACGUCCAGGUUGGAUUUCUUCGUGCUCAACUUGGCGGUGACCGACUUCCAGUUCGUGCUGACGCUGCCCUUCUGGGCGGUGGACACGGCGCGGGACUUCAGCUGGCCGUUCGGGGACGCCAUGUGCAAGGCGGUGCUGUCCGUCACCGUCAUGAACAUGUACGCCAGCGUCUUCUUCCUCACCGCCAUGAGCGUCACCAGGUACCUGGCGCUGGCGUCCGCGCUGCCGCACACCUGCGCGCGCAGCUCCCGCCGCUCCGACCGAUGCGCCUGCGCGGCGAUUUGGACGCUCGCCACCGCGGCCACGUUGCCGACGGCCGUCUUCUCCACCGUCAGCCGCGUCUCCGGGGAGAACCUGUGCCUGCUGAAGUUCCCCGGCGGCCAGGACUGGCUGGCGGUCUACCACCUCCACAAGAUCCUGGUGGGCUUCGUGGUGCCCAUCUGCGUGGUGUCCGUCAGCUACGUCCGGCUGCUGCGCCUCAUCCGCACCAGGAGCAUGAAGACCGCCAACCCCAGGCGGAGGUCCAGGGUCACCAAGUCCGUCACCAUCGUGGUCCUGUCCUUCUUCCUGUGCUGGAUGCCCAACCACGCCAUCACGCUGUGGAGCGUCCUGGUCAAGCUGAACGCGGCCAAGUGGGACCGGGCCUACUACGUGGUGCACACCUACGUCUUCCCGCUCACCGUGUGCCUGGCGCACGCCAACAGCUGCCUCAACCCCGUCAUCUACUGCCUCAUGCGGCCCGAGUUCAGGACCAGGCUGAGGCGGCUCCUCCACCGCGGACACGCCAACACUUAGCGAGGCGCGUAAUGCGUAAUUACGCACGGCUCUGCCGCGUCUGGCAACCGCUUGUGGGCACCGGGAGCAGGGGCGCCGCUAGGGAUUUUGGGCCCCAUGAAAAUAAUCUUUACAGGGCCCCCAACACAUAAUUUCAUCAUCAUUAGGGACCUCUCUGGGCCCCCCUCCGUCAUGGGCCCCUAGAAUCCGUCUCCUUUACCCCCCCCCCCUUUUCGACGCUUAUGGGGUCGAUCCAAAUAUGUCGUUAUUAGUGUUGU